Molecule: messenger RNA, 744 nt
Organism: Triplophysa rosa
Lineage: Eukaryota; Metazoa; Chordata; Actinopteri; Cypriniformes; Nemacheilidae
Product: E3 ubiquitin-protein ligase RBBP6-like
Exons: 7
Coding region: 70-744 (224 amino acids)
Biological process (GO): mRNA processing; protein ubiquitination; ubiquitin-dependent protein catabolic process
Cellular component (GO): nucleus
Molecular function (GO): nucleic acid binding; zinc ion binding; ubiquitin protein ligase activity
Source: RefSeq, a predicted model, not a curated record
ACCAUCAAGUGGAUCUUCAAAAGCAGUAUGUAAACAAAAGUGUUGACUCGGUUGUUUACAUUGUACUGUAUGAUCUCUUUAAUCUGGUCAGAGUUGACCACGAAGAAGCCUGGAACAAUAGGCCCACAUGCAAUUUUACAGCACGUGAACAGGUCAUCGUUGUCACUGGAGCAGCUUUUCAAGACUGAGAAUCUGGCUGAGGCCAACGCAUCAGAGGAGGACAAAAUCAAAGCUGUCAUGUUCCAGUCCAGCCGCUGUUACUAUUCUACGAAUGAAGCGCUCAAGCUGGUUGGAGGCCUUCCACCAAACUAUGUGUGCCGUAUCUGUGGCAUCCCUGGGCAUCACAUCAGAAACUGCCCAAAGUCACGGGAUUCAACUUUUGUUGGGGGUAAGCGCAUUCGGAGAAGCGCAGGAAUUCCUGUCAGCUUCCUAAUGGAGGUGGAUGACCCCAACAUGAAGGGAGUGAUGCUGAGCAGCAGCGGAAAGCAUGUCAUUCCCAUUAUUAAUGCUGAGGUUUACGCAUCUCAGAAGAAAGACCGUCCACCUUUCAUACCCCAGAACGAGUCCUCGUCAUUGACCUCUUCUGAACCUCGGAGCUCUCGCACCAAUUUACCAUCUGAUGCUGUCAUCAACACUCACAACACAACCCAAUCAAAUAUUCAAGGAGUUAUAUCCAGAUAUUUGAAAUAUGCACCAGAAAGGAUGGGUGGUGGUGGCCGUAAGAAAGCAAUAAAAAAUGUUUAA